Messenger RNA from Cylas formicarius (sweet potato weevil), 5092 nucleotides. It is a transcript of the gene Ask1, whose product is annotated as mitogen-activated protein kinase kinase kinase 15. Gene Ontology annotation, molecular function: protein binding; ATP binding; protein kinase activity. Gene Ontology annotation, biological process: MAPK cascade; protein phosphorylation. The transcript has 14 exons. The coding region runs from base 808 to 4575 and encodes 1255 amino acids. The record is from RefSeq and is a predicted model, not a curated record. NCBI's taxonomy places the organism in Eukaryota, Metazoa, Arthropoda, Insecta, Coleoptera, Brentidae.
CGGUACUGUACUACAGGCAUUUCGAUAUUGUUAUAUUUUUGACUUAGCUAUCAGGCAAAAUAUAAUAUAUCUGACUCAAGGCAGCUUAAAUUGAUGUCUAAUGUUUCAUUAGUAAAAAUGACGUAGCUUUUAUUUAUCAUUUGAUAUUUUUUCCAUUUUAUAGAAAAAAAAUUUUUUUAUAUGGUUUCAGAGGAUAUAGUUUUUACUGUUUUUUAAAAUUACCGCACAAAUUUUGCAGUUCAGGCAACCAUUAAUUCAAAUUCCAAGCAAAACAAAUUUCGAGAUGUAUAACUGGUUGCCUAUGGCCGGGAAUCGCAUAAUAAAUUUCUAAUUAAAUAUUUCCCCAAAAAUUUUACGAACAUAGAUUUUCAAAUUUUUAAUAAGAAAACAUUUUUGAUCCUCUGAUUGAUAUUAUAAUGCAAUGACAACAUGCCCAUACGAAUUUUCGAUACGAAUUAAAAAAAAUAUCGAGAAUGUCGUGGGUGUUAAUACCUAGUUGAAAUAAAAUCUCAGGGACAAAUUGCGUUAUCCUGUCACCUAUUUGCUUGCUUGUUGUUGGAUGCUGUAUAUAACAAGACCACUCCAGUGAAAUGUGAAAUGUGCUCGACGUUCAGCUUAUUAAAUUUUAUUAUUAAAUAAUGCCAAUUGGCUAUUAAUAAAAUGAACGUUAACCUCGCUUCCAGUAAUAAAACCAGUUGACUUCCAUUCGCUGAAUAAGUUUCCAGAUAAGCGUUCUGUGAAAAGUGCCUGCCGAACGGAUUUGUUUAUUUUGAUUACUCAACGGUUUAUGUUUGUGCGGAGCAAAAAAUGCCUGCACCUUCAGUUCCAACCAUUGUCGAGCCUGACCCGGAAUGUCGUAGCGUUACAGACAGUGUGGGUUCCCAUUCCGAUGUUUCGGCGCACACGUUGCAAUCUAGCAGCACCAUGAUCAAACCUCACAUGGAAGUUGUUUGUAUUAUUGAUAUUUGCCAGUCAGAACAUUUGCCGCACAGGAAGAAGGCAUUUGAAGAGGUAAAACUAGCUUGCCUUCAAGUUGGUGCCUCCCUAAGUCAUAUACAGUUUGAGAAGCUCGAUUUCGGAGAAGCAAAUGUUGUUAGCAGCUUUUACAAUGCAGAUGUUGUUAUUAUAGAUAUAUCUCUACCAACUCAGCAAAGCACUUUAGUGUACCAUUUAGGGGUACGUGAGAGUUUCAAUAUGAAACAGAACAUUCUUAUUUAUAAUGAUGUUGAUUCUGAGGUUACAUUGAGGUUGAAGUUAUCAUGCGCUAAUUAUAAUUUUAUAUCUUAUAUGUUAUCUGAUACUUCUUGUGUAACCACGUGUCCCAGUGAAAGAGGAGAUGAACCCAAUGAAUUGCUGCACCAAAGACUGAGGAAAUCCUUGCAAGAUGUUGAGGUUCAAAGCAAGGCGCACAUGAAGGAGAAAUUUCUAAUUGAUCUUAGAAAAGUAAACGAGCAAAAAUCAGGUCAAGAGCGGAAAGAGGCGCUUCAAAAAAUUGUCAAGCGCUUAGAUGACCCGAACGUUCUCUCCGGUGAAGUUAUUCUAAAUAUCUUGCUGAGUUUUCGGGAUAUACAGGGUUACGAGUCUAUGAUUCACCUGGUGGAGGAAUUAAAAACCGUACCGGCAGCUAGAAAGUAUUUAAACUCGUAUAUUAUAUUUUUAUACGCGUUUGCUUUAAAUCGGCGUAAAAACGACGGCGAUAGGGAGAAGGCCCUACAGGUCUGCAUCGAAGCUUUAAAGAAGAAGGAGAAUCAUUUUCCCGAUAUGCUGUGCCUAUGUGGCAGGAUUUACAAGGAUAAAUUUACGGAGUCUAACCAUACCGAUAAAGAAAGUUUGAACCAAGCGAUUUAUUGGUACAAGAAGGGGUUUGAAGUGCAGCCAAACGAAUAUGCUGGAAUUAACUUGGCCACCCUCCUGGUGAUAAACGGGGAGGAGCUGAAUAAGUCGACCGACUUGCAGCACAUAGCAAUAGUCUUAAACAGUUUGAUCGGUAAAAAAGGAAGCCUUUCCUCUUUGAAAGAUUACUGGGACGUGGCGACGUUUUUCGAAAUCUCCGUCUUGGCGCAGAAUUACUCCAACGCCAUUCAGGCAGCGGAGUUUAUGUUUCGUCUGAAACCGCCCGACUGGUACCUAAAAUCGACCAUAGGUAACAUACAGUUGAUUGACAAGUUCCGAAAGAAGAAGGAAGAGGACAUAACCGCGGAGGAGCAGAUCUUUUAUUUUUGGAUGGAGUUUUUCAUCGAGGCAACUAAAACACCUGCGGAUGGAACGUUUAGGUUUCCCGUGUUGAUACUAGAACCCAGUAAGGAGUACAUGCCGAGCUAUGUUUGGAUUAAUUUGGGUGCUGAGCCUCAAACUUUGCAGGUAACCAAUCAGUGCCUGAAGAGAAUAAAAAACGAGUGCACUGAAAUUCACGAUUGGGAAUUUACAGCGGACGAUAUCAGGAGUUUCAGCCUGAACAUACAAGACGAGCGGAGCUUGUUUUUGUACGUCCUGGCCAACUCGGACGAUUUUCACAUAUAUUUCCCUUCGGAGGCUUGCAGGGAUGUCUUUUACAAACUCCUGAUCGAACUCACCAACUACCAAGAGAGGCCGUUGGAGCCGGAGCUGCCUCGCGAAAUCCGCUACGAAUACGAAAGGGACGAGCAAAACAAAAAGAAAGUACUCGGCAAGGGCACGUACGGCGUAGUCUACGCCGCCCUCGACCUGAACAAACAGGUCCGGAUAGCCGUGAAGGAGGUACCGGAAAAGAAUCUGGGCGCCGUGCAACCGUUGCACGAGGAAAUUCGGGUGCAUUCCCAGUUACGCCAUCGGAACAUUGUGCAGUACCUCGGAUCCCUUUCGGAAGAAGGCUACUUCAAGAUUUUCAUGGAGCAAGUACCCGGUGGUUCGUUGAGCGCGCUGCUCAGAUCGAAGUGGGGUUCGCUCCAGAAAAACGAGCACACGAUGGCUUCGUACACGAAACAGAUUUUGGAGGGACUCAAGUACCUCCACGAUCAUAAGAUCGUGCAUAGGGAUAUCAAAGGCGAUAACGUUUUGGUCAACACUUAUAGCGGGGUUGUGAAGAUUUCGGAUUUCGGCACCUCGAAGCGGCUGAUUGGGAUCUGCCCCAGCAUGAAGACCUUCACCGGUACCAUACAGUAUAUGGCGCCGGAGGUAAUCGAUAGGGGUCAGAGAGGGUACGGGGCACCGGCCGACAUUUGGUCUUUGGGGUGCACGGUGGUGGAAAUGGCCACCGGGAAACCUCCCUUUAUCGAGUUGGGGUCUACGCAAGCGGCUCUAUUCAAAAUCGGGUAUUACAAGGCGCACCCGGACAUACCCGAGUUGUCGGAUAAGGCGACCAACUUCAUUUUGAAGUGCUUCGAGCAAAACCCCGACUCCAGGGCGACGGCCGCGCAGCUCCUCGAAGAUCCGUUUCUGGGGCCGGAAAGGAAAAAGUCAGUCCGCUUGAACGCCGAAUUCAACAGGAGCGUAUCAGUUCCGGUGGACAAGGUGGGGCCCAGGCCGGCAGGGGGCCACGCGAGCGCUCCCAAUCAGACCCCCACGACCCCCGAAUCGGACCUAGCGUCGACGCCUUCCCUAGACUGCAGCGACCCGAGUCUGGAGCACGGAACGGAGCGACGCAACUCUUCCGGGACACUUCUGUCGCCGGAAGCGGACGUCGGCACCGAGAACGACGGCUUCUAUUUGCUAAAAAAAGACUCCCAGAGACGUACGACGUUGGCCAAGGUGCUGGCCAACGACGGUAACAAAAUCUGCGAUCUCUGGAUGCAGAAGGUGCGCGACAAGUACCUGGGCGAGACCGUGCUCACCCAUAAGCAUCUGCAGAGGUUGAUGGACGGCCUGAAGUCGUAUAUAAUCGAGCCCGCGAUGAGCGUGGUCGAAUCUACUGUGAAACAGUUGAAGGAGGAGCUGGACUACGACUGCGCGGCCAUUCACCAGUUGCAGUUCGCGAUAUACUUGUAUCAGGAAUCUGUAAACGAAGUUCUACGACUACACCCGAUCAAGCCCCAUUGGAUGUUCGCGCUUGACAAUUUGGUGAGGUCAGGGGUUCAGGCUGCCAUUACGGUGCUGUCGCCCGAGUUGGGCGAAAACCUGGCCACUCAGAGUUCGCCUAGCACGGUGGACACGUCAAAGUCGUCGAGCAAAACUAGCGGCAGCUUCGAAAUGGCCGAUCCUUCGUUGAUACACCUGAAACGGGAGAAUACGAGACUGUUCCAAGAGUGUCUGGAAGCCAUGAAGCAGUACCAGAUAUUGCUGAAGGAGGUGCUGGAAACGCAAAGGCAGCACAUCGGUUUUCUUAGGACCCUUCAGCCGGCCCACGAAGAGAUGGAAGAAGACGCGAGACUAGCGAAUUGGCUCAAGGGGCUGGGACUGAGCGAAUCGUCGCAAAAACGGUUCGUUUCGCAGGGUUACACCCUCGAGGAGGUGUUGCAGGACAUCACGAGGGACGACCUGAGGAGUGUGGGUCUAGUGGGGGCGUACGAGUUUCGAAUAUGGCGGGCGAUUCAGCAGUUUCGUGGUAAGGGCGGGGACAAGUUGCUCAACGGCGAUUUCGACCACAGGGAAACCAUUUAGAUUGAGAAGCGUAAAAUUUUGUCGUUUUUCGUUAAGCCAGUGCCUUAAGUUUAUUGUUUUCCAAGUAACAUCCGAAGUAUUAACGAAUUAAUUUAAUAACAGAGAAAGAAAAAAGUAUAUUUUUUUUAUGCGAAUGGCGUUAGUUCGAGCAAUCGUGCUUUUUAAUUUUAUAUUUUUGCCGGUUUAAGAAGAAUUAACCCGGAUCGACUGUGAUUUUUUAAUUUUUUUUUCUUUUUGAAACUCGAGGGAAAAUUGUUUUACGUUGUUGAAUAUUGGAGGGGGCGGUCGAGCGUUUGCCGCCCCCUUAGCGCAGAAGGAAUUUUAGCUUUUGUUUUAAUUUAACAAAACUAUCAGUUACUUUUAAUAAAAGAAUUUAUGGAGGAGUACAAACGCGUGAAUGCGGUUAUGAUUUUUGUCUUACAAGAAGCGUCACAUUUAUUUUGUUUUAAUUUUUUAUGUAUUAUUUAAUGAAAUUGAUGUAUAUACAUAUCGAUUGACUAAUAAAAACUAAUUGUUA